AGCUGGAAUUGAAUCAUCAACCUUCAGAUCAGUGGGCAAAUACUCUACCAACUGAGCUACUGCCACCCUGAAUCAGUCCACACAGAUUUUUUUAUGUAUUUGAGAGGGUGUUUUUUUUUUUUUUUUUUUUUUUUAAUUAGACUGAGACAUGAUGACAUCUCGAAAUCUUGUUUUUUUUUUUAUUUAACCAGAUAUCAUUAUUGUAUUUACUAUUUGCUUUAUUGAUUUGGUGUUAAAUAGUUAUCUCAUAUUAUCGUUUGUAUCCUAAUAACACAGAUUUUUUUUUGUACCCAUGAUUUUGUGCACAGUGCUGGGGCUUGAAUGCGCAUUAAUUAAAGAUCUUGCGCAGGUUCCUUUGUCUCCGCCCUCGAGUCAUUUGGAGGUGUGGUCUCGACGAGCCUCGCCGCCCAACAUCCGAACUAUGCCCAGCCAUGUUUGUUUUCCAUUUUCCAUAUGAUCCAAAGCCUGUUUCCCAUCCAUGAAAAUAUUAUAAUAAGAUUAUUUUACAGUAGUCAUUUACAGUAGUCUGUCAUUACUUUGCGCUUUGCACUUUUGAGAAACAUCUGACCGAGUAGGCGUACCCUUUUUGGUAACUGGUCAUGCUACUACCGCUCUACGUUCUUUUAACCCUUUGCACAUUAGGUAAGUAAAUUUUACAUAACAGAACAGAUUAAAAGCUUCAUUUGGCAGAUCUUGUACGCCUUAACCUUAUCGUAUAUGUUUAUGGUGAAACUGCUGAAGAAUGAGUAUCUAAUCUACAAUGACGGUAAUUAUACCCACAUAAGAAUUAACAUACUAACCAAAUAUAUGAAAAUUUAAACAUAUAAUGAUAUCGUCUGGACCUUUCUAGUUCCGAGGAUAUUUGUUAUUUUUCAUGGAUGCCGAUUGAGCCUCAACUCAAUUAUUUUCCAUUGAAAUUUCUUGGCGCAACAGUAAAAACGUUCAUCUUUGAGAGAGACCGUGUGCUAUGGCUCAAAAUACAGCUUGCGAGGUUUUCGAUAUCCCUUCAAUAUGACGGUUACAUACACUCCAAAAGUCGGAAAGCCUAAGAUUGUUGUCAAGAAUGGAAAGGCAAUUGAUCCACGCUUCAGGAUUUUUUGGAGUGGAGCAGAAUUGAUAGAUGUAACUGAACAAGACAAUGAAGCAGUUUUAUCCAGUGAAACAAUGCUCAUCUCCUCUGUGGAACUGAGAGUCCAAAAUUGUCGUAAAGCUCGAAGGGCUGAUUAUGGAUCUUCCAUUUUUUGGGUACUGCCAAGUGCUGCUGAAUAUUUAGAGUUUUUAAAAUAUACUGGUUCAGGAAUCCCAAGCUUGGUCAAACCCCAAGUUCUUUGGAAUCGCACAGACCCAUCCGAACUCAGCAGGGGCAGAAUUAGAGGCAAUGAGUAUGAGAUCAAGGACAUCACACAGCAAGACAGCGGAUACUACAGGUUCAGGGGUUCCAAAAAUCAGCUGGUAAAAUGGGAGCAGAUAGUAAUUGAACAUCAUGAAAAAAGCUAUGACUUUGAUGAAGGCCACAUCACAUUGGAAUUUCCUCUAAUGUUUACCCCAAGUCAAGUUAAGUUUACACGCUCCUACAUUUCACAAACUAUAUCUGAGAAUAACAACAGGUUCAGAAUCAUACAAGGAUACUUUGAAAUUAAAGAUGCAACACCUAAAGAUGCUGGCACGUAUGAUUUUCUCGACAAGAGUGGAAACCUAAUGCUGCAUGCAAGUGUACAAAUAAGAGAAGUGGAGAAGGAGUGGGCAAGCUAUGUCAGUCUUGCUGCAUUUUCCUUUGGAGGUAUAUUGUGCUGCUGCUGUGUGAAAAAGUGCUGCUGUAAAGAGAGCUCAAGUAAAACAGAUGAGCCAGAAGACGAGGCCCCAGCAUCGACUGCGUACCAUAAUGAUCCACCUCAUUCCACUCAGACAGCUAGCCCCCUUAUCCCCAGAGAGCAAAGGGUCGUUAUUCCAGAUCUACCUACAUAUAAUGCACAAGGGAGACCCAUGGACCCACCACCGCCCUAUUCAGAGUGUGUUUUGGAGCCUUCAGCCCCUCCAGUCCCAGCAUACUCCAGUCUGCCAGACCCUCCUGUCUCUGAACCCACAGCCAGCCCCCCAGAUCCACCUCAAACAAAUGAUGUUUCUCUGGCUGGUGUGAUCACAUCUCCACUUGAUCAGGUAUCUACAACAGGAGCCACAGAACCCACCAGUUUCUCCUCACAUAACUUUAAUUUCACUUCUGUUGACUCAGAACCAACGUUUGAAUUUAGUGGUACCGCCUUCUCCUCUGCUCCUCCUCUCAGCUCCGAAGGGACUACCUCUGCAGAAUAUAACUCAGACAAGCUCAACUUCUUGUCAUAGAAAUAAAUGCAGAGGUGGAACGUAACAAUGUAAAAGAAGUGAAGUACUGGACUUAAAUAUACAUUUUAGGUAUAUGUAUUUUACUUAAGUGCAUUAAGUACAUUUUACAGUGGAAACUUUUUACUUUUACUUCACUGCAUUUGAGAGCAGAUGUCUGUACUUUCUACUCCACUACAUUUUUUGAACAGGACUGAAAAGUAAUUUUUAUUAUAGUGUGAGAUUGCUUUAAAGGCUGAGAAUGAUUUUUUUCAUAAUAUGAGCAAAAUCUUUAUCAAAAUCAAUGCAUUUGAAGCUUUAUUAGAUCUCAACCUCUAUGCAUAAUACUUUACUUUUAAUUCUUUUAAGUACCGUUAAGUUUUUAAACUAGUACUUUAAUACUUUUACUUAAGUAGAGUAUUUUUUUGCUGCUCCAAUAUCUGUACUUUUACUUAAGCAACAAAACUGAAUACUCCUUUCUUCACUGAAUAAAUGUAAAUGAUAUUCUGGAGAAUUUAAGGGUCUCAAGUAAAGCCAUAUUCAGACUUAUGUAUUGUGUAGAUGUAUUGUGUGCAGUACAUAAAAGGGCAUUCUUUCCCACACAAUCCCCAGGAAUUUUGAAUUUGUUUGACGUGCCUGAUGUAACAGUUUGUUGUGCCUAGAUGUUAGGGGUUUAACAAAAAAGAUCAUGGUAGCAGAGGAACAUCACUGUAUACCUUUGUGGUACAUUUUCUAAAACAACUUCAAUAUUAUUAUGCACAUAUAACAUUAUAACGUCUGGUUUUCCAUCUCAAUUCUGUUACAUGUUGUCUGUUACAUUUAUGAAAGUAACCUACUAUACCGAAGUACUGUAAGGAAAGUUAUUCUACUGUUAUAUUUUGAUAAUUUAUUAAUGAAUGUAAUAAAAAUAUGUUAUGUAAACUAACAUGAAGAAAUAACAAAUAUCAAGCAGUAUUGUCAUAAACUAACCCCUUGCAUCUUUUAUUUUGUCUAAGUAGUCAAACUGUAGCUUCCAGCUGCUGAAAAUAAAUGUUGGAAUCUGAA
Molecule: messenger RNA, 3360 nt
Organism: Boleophthalmus pectinirostris (great blue-spotted mudskipper)
Lineage: Eukaryota; Metazoa; Chordata; Actinopteri; Gobiiformes; Gobiidae
Exons: 11
Coding region: 1012-2340 (442 amino acids)
Source: RefSeq, a predicted model, not a curated record